This is a messenger RNA of Schistocerca piceifrons (Central American locust), 1112 nucleotides long. RefSeq lists its product as uncharacterized. The record is from RefSeq and is a predicted model, not a curated record. The transcript is spliced from 5 exons. The coding region runs from base 385 to 1008 and encodes 207 amino acids. Gene Ontology annotation, molecular function: protein-containing complex binding. Lineage: Eukaryota; Metazoa; Arthropoda; Insecta; Orthoptera; Acrididae.
UGCACCAACGUUAAUCGCUGGUCAGCAAACCGUCAUCAAACAACUGUGCAUUUGACCGCGGUAAACUCUCUACAAUGCAAUGGAAGGUGCCCUGGUGACACAAAAAUAUUAGUAAACAUGAAAUUGCACAGAUAAUCGCUGGUGCCACAUUCUAUCUUUGCUGUUUUUUCUGUCGACAAGCAGAAGUGUGUGUAUGUACCUCGGUAUCUAUUUCUGAUCUGUUGGUUUAUUUUUUGGAGAAUAAUGGAGAAUAAAAGAAGAACACCUAAUUUCUCGAAGUAUGAGAUAGAUGUACUUCUUGAACUGGUGGGUGCAAAUGCAUCCGUUCUUGGAAAUAAGAAACCGACGGCUGCAGCUUAAAAGAAAAACAGGCAAUGUGGUACCAUGUGGAGGCGCAAUUUAAUUCUACUCCUGGGUCUACCACUGAAGGCACUGAUACAAGUGUGCCGCAUUUCAUCAGUGCGUGUGUUACCACCACACACUGUUGUAGUUUAUGCUGGCGAAAUUUUCCGCAAAAUGUAUAUUGUACAGAGAGGAUAUUGUCAUGUGUUCUCUGGUGCAACAGGUGAACUCAUUGAUGUUGUUAGUCCAGGUGGAAGAUUUUAUGUUUUAGAGAUGAUGCUUGGGAUUUGUGGUGUUCACACAGUUGUUACUGACACACACUGUACAGUAAUAUGUAUUUCAUUUGCGAAAUUUAUGAAAGUUCUGUCUACACACCCUGAGUACAGGAAAGACCUACGCAAAAUUAUUGAGAAGAUGCAUGCAAGGGUGAAGACUAUACAAGAGUUCCAUAUAGAGCGGCAUGCAAAGCCAAAAUAUGAAGAAAGGAAGCAGGUAUUUCGCUCAUUCUGUAACUAUAAAUCAGAAAUGGAAUUUGAACCAGAAAAAAUGGGACUUGAGUCAGUUGCCAGGAGAAUACUGCAGUCAUGGUGGUCGAUCAACACAGCCAAGUGUUUGCCACUCACGCCACACAAGCUAUAUGUGAUGUGUUCUUCUUUGACGGUGUAAUGAUUGUAAUUUUUAUGAACAAAUAAAAUGUGCUUUGACAAGAGACUCUUAAUUCAUGUGUUGGACUUGCUAGAAGCAAGACAUGUUCAUGAAUUAUGAGUGUU